AUGUCGUCGUCGUCGUCGUCGUCGUUAUCAUCUUCUAAAACUCGGAGGAGGAGAGGUGCGAACGCUGUCUUAGCAAAAGGAGGCGAAGGCCAAAUUGUGGUGAUUGGAGCGAACGGGAAAACGGGGAAACGGUGCGUGAAAUACGCGGCCGAGAACGGGUGGGACGUCGUCGCGGCAACUCGGAACGGGAGUUUUCCAUCUCUGACUUCGGAUAUUAAAGAAGAGGCGAGAGGGAGAGUGACGACGAAGCAGUGUUCGGUGACGUCGUCCAUGGCGGAGAUUACGAACGCCAUCGACGGCGCGGAAUCGGUGAUUUUCGCGGCGAGUUCGAGUAAAGACGGGGGAUCGCCUCAAGAAAUCGACAGAGAUGGGUGCAUAAAAGUGGCCAGAGCAUGUUUGAGUUCGAAAUCUGUGAAGAGAUACGUCGUCGUGACGUCGGGCGCGGUGAGUAAACCGUACUCUCCGGUGUACAUAUUCUUGAACUUGUUCGGAGGUAUCAUGCGUGCAAAAAUCGAAGGCGAAGACGCGGUGCGCGCCUUGUAUUACGAACGAGAGGACGACUUUUAUACGAUUGUCAGACCGGGUGGAUUGACUGAAGAUCCGCCGAGAGGAGUGUCGGCGUGCGAAUUGAACCAAGGCGAUGAUGUAAGCGGGCGCGUUUCGAGAGAAGACGUCGCGGCGGUGUGUGUCGAGUGUUUAAAAAGAGACGACGCGAAAAACGCGACGUUUGAACUCUAUUACAGAGAUACGGGAAAACCGAUGGCGGAAGUAUUCGCGUCGAACGCGAAUAAAGAAACGGACGGCGAGCGGCAGAUGGGGCCGAGAGGAAGAAGAGGCGAGACCUGGGACGAGUUAUUCGCCGGUCUGGAAGCGGACGCGCCAGGCAUUCCGCAAAAAGGCGAAGGUUUUUCUCUCUAA
Messenger RNA from Bathycoccus prasinos, 918 nucleotides. RefSeq lists its product with no specific name. The transcript has a single exon. The coding region runs from base 1 to 918 and encodes 305 amino acids. The record is from RefSeq and is a predicted model, not a curated record. Lineage: Eukaryota; Viridiplantae; Chlorophyta; Mamiellophyceae; Mamiellales; Bathycoccaceae.